UGAACAAAAAUCAGUUUUUUUCUUUCUCCUGGGAUAAAAAAGUGGGGAAAGUGAAGUUAAGCGGAUUGCAAACAGUGAGUGCUUCCUGCUGAAUUUGGGUCAUGAAACCACAUGGGAAGCUCGCUCGUUCUGAGGAACCUAUUUGGUACUCCAUUUUAUUUAUUUGAGUCUACCCUUCCAUAGGCAGCCUCAGGGCAUGAUAUGCUGUCUCUUCUACCUCAGCUCUUUGCCUUACAAAAACCCAGUAGGCUUGAGUGAGAGACAGUGACUAGCCCAGAGACACAUGAUAAGCCUCAUGGCUACACAGGUAUAGCAUAAUUUCAUCAAUUCAUCAGUUUGGAAUAACUGCACCCACUCCUUAACUGAUCCAGCUUAUUCAACCAAAGCAGCUGGUUGGUUAGAUUCCAGCUUUCUUAAAAGGAUGUAGGCACAGCAUCUUUUCAUGGAUUGAACUAUCUGGUUCUCUACUUUCAAGCACAGUGCAUGUGUAUGAGCUAGGAGCUCAUCUUGUUACAUGUGAACCAAACCAUAGUGAAUUUAGCAUGUUGUUCCAUUACACCUGAAGAGAAUCAGUAUAUAUCAGGUCACUUUCCAGUGAUUUCCUUUGCCUCAACACCUUUGAGAGUAUUAUGUAGAAAUUUGUGAUGCUUUGUUUACCUAUGAAGAUUGUAUGUUCAAAACCAUACAUAGUCCAUAUGGAACCUUCUAAUUUAUUUAAACUGCACACUUUAUUUUACAGACCGAGGGACUGGAAUGAUCCCAUUGCAAGCAAGACCAACUAAACAAACAACAAACCUUCUAUCUGUAAUUUGUUUAACCUUGCUGUGCAAACCAGAAACUUUGACUUAUCUCUUCCCUGACGAGCAGAGCCCUAAGUCAUAAUUUAUUCUCAGAAUUCUCAGUUCACAUAUCACGGUCUUCUCUGGCUGGUGAAGUGGAAAGAACAUUCAGGUGAUGGAGGGGGAGCAACAGCAAGAGGCUGCUUCAGAACCUGCACCUUUGCCUGAUGCCCGAAGAGAUGGGCCAAAAGAUGCUUCCGUCAUCGCACCAAAUAUUUCUGAUGCUGAUGCUUUAAAAAUUCUUCUGGAAAUGAAGAUGAAGAAACGACAGAAGAAGCCAAGCCUGCCAAGCACUGUGACAGAACUGGCCACUGAAGAGGGCUCCAAAGUUUAUGUUGUUGGAACUGCCCACUUCAGCGAUAGCAGUAAAAGAGAUGUAGUGAAGACAAUACAAGAAGUACAGCCUGACGUAGUUGUGGUUGAGCUAUGCCAGUAUAGAGUUUCCAUGUUAAAAAUGGAUGAAAGGACAUUACUAAAGGAAGCCAAAGAAAUCAAUCUGGAGAAACUUCAGCAAGCUAUAAAGCAGAAUGGAGUCAUGUCUGGACUGAUGCAAAUGCUACUGCUGAAGGUCUCUGCUCAUAUCACAGAACAGCUGGGAAUGGCUCCUGGAGGGGAGUUUAGGGAGGCUUUCAAGGAGGCUAGUAAAGUGCCAUUCUGCAAAUUUCAUCUUGGAGACAGACCAAUCCCAGUCACAUUUAAGAGAGCCAUUGCUGCACUUUCUUUCUGGCAAAAGGUGAAGCUUGCUUGGGACCUCUGCUUCCUUUCUGACCCUAUCAGUAAAGAUGAUGUGGAGAAAUAUAAACAAAAAGAUUUGUUGGAGCAAAUGAUGGCAGAAAUGAUUGGAGAGUUUCCUGACCUUCACCGAACAAUCAUCUCUGAGCGAGAUAUUUACUUGACGUACAUGCUGAAGCAAGCUGCAAAGCAUACAGAACUACCUUCUACUUCUGAAUCUGAACCCAGAAGAUGUGUCCCUUCUGUUGUAGUUGGGGUAGUUGGAAUGGGUCAUGUGCCUGGAAUUGAAAAGAACUGGAACACCGACUUGAACAUCCAGGAAAUAAUGAGUGUGCCUCCUCCAUCAAUGUCCAGUAAAAUCCUCAGACAUGUUUUCAAGGCCACAGUACUUGGACUAGUGGGCUACGGCUGCUACAAGAUGGGACAAAGGACAGUGCGAUUUAUUCUCUCUCUGCCUGUUGCACAGAACUAUCUUCAGAAACUAGCAGAUAUAAAAUCGCAGCAUUGAAUUGGAAGCUUCCACAAUUAGUUGGAGCAAUAAUGUAACAUACCUGAAACUGGAUUAGGAAAAUGACGGAGAAUUUCUGUUCCACAGUCUCAUCUGAUACUGAGUUACGGCCUAACCAAUGGAGUGAUAGUAAAUGCUAUACCAGCUGUGACCCAAAAGAAUAAACAUUCUUCUACCAACCUGAUUCAAUGUGUGGCAUAGAAGUAUAUGCCAGUGUAAGGUACAUAAAAUAUGUACACAUAUCUAUCAUACUAUUAUGUGUAUAUGACAUAUUUAUAAAGAUGAUAUCAUAGACAAGAGUCAUAUUCAUGGACACAAUCCACUGGAAACUUCCAGCAUGUAAGCGUUGUUGAGAUGAAUGAGGCCUGUUCAAGAAUGCAGUUCAUCAUUUAAACUGGAAAAUAUGCUGGUGAAUUGUGUCUUUGAGCUCUUUCCAGAGAAACAGAGCAACCAGACAUGAUCUCUGUUCCGAAGCAGAAAGCACAGUGGCCCAUUAGGUAUGUGAGUUUUCGGUAUAAGUAAUACCAAGUUAUCCUUCCUGGUGCCAAGCACCUAUAAAACUACUUAGAAGGACCUCUUCUUACUGGAAGACUUUUAUACAUAGUGGCUUUAAAAACAAACUGCAGCAGCUUUUGAAAUAUCGGAAACAUGCUGGCUAUUGUUGAUGAACCUCUUAUCUUUUACAAGCCUUACUGAAUAAAGAAAUAAAGAAGUUGCCUUCUUUACACUGUACACAAUGGGGAUGAUCCAACCAAAGUUAAGUACUUUAAAAUCUCAUUUACUUCGAUGGAAGAGCGCUUAACUUUGGCUGAAUCGUUCUUUUUUCUUUCUUUUCCUCUUUUUAAGGCCAUCCAGCUGUCCCCCAGUGCUGGCAUUAACAACAUUGUGCGAGGGUAAAUCAGUGUUAGUGCCACAUCACUAGCAUUUGCUAAGGCAAUGGGGAAAAUGGCAAUGUGUUAGUAGAUUUCAGUGGUGCAUGGCUUUCUUGCAUUGGCUAAACAAGCACUACAUUGUGCAAGUUUUGCUUUAUGCUAGCACAUCACCCUUAGCACUAGUUUGGGGCAGAGUUGGAUACGAUCCAGUUAUUUGUUUUAUUUUUUCUUUGAAUAAAAGUUCAGCAGCAGUAUGUCUGUCUUUUUUCAGUUACAGUUAGGCAACUAAUGUUUACAUAGGAUCCAGUUCCUCUGGCUUAGAUUAAUUUUAUUCAUAUUAGUGAACCAAAUCAUGAUGGCACGAAUUUGAGAACUGCAAAACAAUUGAGGAAAUAUUCCUUAUAGAGUUUACGUUCUUCCACUCUGGGAGAAAAAUACAUCUGAAACCUGAUAAAUGCAUAGUAUUUACCAUUCAUUUCUUGGAUGCCAUAUAGGCAAGCUAUCACAAGUGCACUCGAAUGUAAUAAAAUCCUGAUUUUAAAGAGAA
This is a messenger RNA of Varanus komodoensis (Komodo dragon), 3498 nucleotides long. It is a transcript of the gene TRABD, whose product is annotated as TraB domain containing. The transcript has 10 exons. The record is from RefSeq and is a predicted model, not a curated record. The coding region runs from base 955 to 2079 and encodes 374 amino acids. NCBI's taxonomy places the organism in Eukaryota, Metazoa, Chordata, Lepidosauria, Squamata, Varanidae.